Molecule: messenger RNA, 2610 nt
Organism: Manis pentadactyla (Chinese pangolin)
Lineage: Eukaryota; Metazoa; Chordata; Mammalia; Pholidota; Manidae
Product: plasma membrane ascorbate-dependent reductase CYBRD1
Exons: 5
Coding region: 328-1218 (296 amino acids)
Cellular component (GO): lysosomal membrane
Molecular function (GO): oxidoreductase activity
Source: RefSeq, a predicted model, not a curated record
AGAAAGUGGCGGGCAUAGAAUCCUCCGAGCUCUCGGUCUGACAACAAACUGGAUCGGUUACUCGAGCUCCUGCAAGCUGGGAUGCUGAGCCAGGGGGCGCCUGCCGCGCAGCCCCAGCUCUUGGCCGCCACGAGACGCUGGGUGGGGCGGGUUUCUGAGUGAAGGCCAGCCGCCCACCGCCUGGAGGCCCGAAGUCCGCGGCUGGCCGGCGAGAAAGCCCCUCCUCCCGGGCGGAGACAGCUCCGGGAAAUCGACGCCCGCGUUUGCCGCGGGGCCAGCGCCGAGUUCUGCUGCCUGCGCGGCGCGGGUUUUGGGACUCUGAUCGCCAUGGACGGCUACAAGGGCUUCUUGGGGCUGCUGGUGUCGGCGCUGCUCGUCGGCUUUCUGUCGGUGCUCUUCACCCUCAUCUGGGUCCUCCACUACCGAGAGGGUCUCGGCUGGGACGGGUCCGCGCUCGAGUUUAACUGGCACCCAGUGCUCGUGGUCACCGGCCUCGUCUUCAUCCAGGGCAUCGCCAUCAUCGUGUACAGACUGCCGUGGACCUGGAAAUGCAGCAAGCUCCUGAUGAAAUGCAUCCACGCUGGGUUAAAUGCCGUUGCUGCCAUUCUUGCAAUUAUUUCUCUGGUGGCCGUUUUUGAUUUCCACAAUGCCAGGAGUAUCCCCAAUAUGUACAGCCUGCACAGCUGGAUUGGCCUGACAGUUGUCAUACUCUACAUCUUACAGGAUUUUCCCCUGAGGGGGCACCAGAACUGCAGAAUUCACAGUCUUCAGCUUCUCCUAGGUUUUUUCGCCUUUCUGGUCCCUCUGGCUCCACUUUCUCUCCGAGCAUUUCUCAUGCCCUUACACAUUUAUUCUGGACUUCUCAUCUUUGGGAUAGUGAUCGCAUCAGCACUUACAGGAGUGACUGAGAAACUGUUUUUUGCCCUGACAAAACCUGCAUACAGUACAUUCCCACCAGAAGGUGUUUUCACAAAUAUCCUUGGCCUUCUGAUUCUGGUAUUCGGGGCCCUUAUUUUUUGGAUAGUCACCAGACCACAAUGGAAACGUCCUAACGAACCAAAUUCUGUCCUCCUUCAGCCAAAUGGAGGCACUCCAGAGGGAGUGGAAGGCUCCAUGGCAAUAAACUUUGGCAAAUCAGAUUCAGAGUCAAACAAUGAAGCAGCAACAAGGAAAAGAAAUUUACCCCUUGAUGAGGCUGGACAAAGAUCUACCUUAUAAAAAGUUGUAGAGAUGUAACUGGAGAACUUCACUUCUGAAGACUAGCUCUACAGUUUAGCUUCUCACAGUUAGCCAUAAAAUGAUUGACUGAGUCAAAUUUAUUUUACUCAUAAAGUAGGAUUUCUUGAAAGAGUUUGCAUUGAUUGAGGCCUGUGAACUUACCUGAAUUGGAAAGGAGAUGAUCAAUGUAAACAAUAGCAGAUAUAAAUCGUGGUUUUGUUACCUCUUUCUUGUGGGACACCAAAGCAUUUAGCAGUGUUUUUCAUAGAAUACAUGAUCAAAAUGUGUCUCUCAGUUGGUAAAUUUGAUGAACUGGCAGCGUCCCUGGCCUGUUGUCUUGCAGUUAUUUCCUGUUAAUUCUGGGAGUCCAGUCCUAAAGUUAUAGAGUCAUAUCAUGACUAUCCAGGACAGAGUUUAUGGCUACACAGAUAUCAUGACUGAAGUACAAAAACAAUUUAGGAAAGCAAUGGUUCCCUUCUCCCUGCACCUGCCUGCUGGUCCCUCCCUAGCUUGUUUGGGCUCAGAUUGGCCCUGAAGACCAGGGUGUAUAACAGGGCAUUUUGGAGCAAUACCUUGGCUGAAAGUAGCAGAAGAGAUCUUCUCUGGUCACACCGGGAAGUUUUUCUAAAACUUGACUUAGACCCAAGGCUUCCCUGGGGUUGGGUGUACUUUAUGGUACAGAUUCCAAACUCAGUUGGAAUGAGAAUAUGCCUGAAUGCUUAAGCAGCAUAAACUGCUCUACAACUUCAAAGAGAACUUUUUCCUAAUUUUUGUUAUUUUACAAAGCACUUACAUGGUUUUUACUAUGUGCCAGACACUAUUUCUAAGCACUUCAUAAAUAUUAGAUCAUUCAGUCCCCAAACAAAGCUAUGUGCCAUUUGCUAUCAGUAUCUCCAUUUUGCAGAUGAGAAAUCUGAAGCUUAGAGAGGUUAGUAACUUGCCCCAAUGUCCCACAGCUCCUAAGUGGUGGAACUGAGAUUCAUGACUUGGCAGUCUUUCUCCUCAGUUCAUGAUCACUUCACUAUGCUAUCUUUUUUUUUCUGUUAUAUACUAAUUUGUCCCUACUUUGACCUACCCCUGGAUAAAUCUCAGUUGUUGGAGUGCCACGGAGUUGUUAAAGUUUACCUUCUGGCUUACUUUUCCAAGGCAGAUUCCCCAAAUACCUGGAAAUAGAUCAUGAGCACCCUCCCACUGCCAACAGCCAUAGCCUACCUUGAUGCCCUUUUGAUCUUAAAAUUGUGUCAUGGUGACAAAGAAAGGUUUGGACAAGAACAUCUGCAGCUUGAAGUUUGACCAAUUAUAAUUUCUACUGUUCAGGAUCUUAACUGCUAAACAACUUUGGGCUUGGAGAUAAGAGACUUACCUAUAUUGGUCUGCCCUUCCUGGUGGCAA